Molecule: messenger RNA, 1003 nt
Organism: Aptenodytes forsteri (emperor penguin)
Lineage: Eukaryota; Metazoa; Chordata; Aves; Sphenisciformes; Spheniscidae
Gene: ENDOV
Product: endonuclease V
Exons: 9
Coding region: 1-912 (303 amino acids)
Biological process (GO): DNA repair
Cellular component (GO): nucleolus; cytoplasm
Molecular function (GO): RNA endonuclease activity producing 5'-phosphomonoesters, hydrolytic mechanism; single-stranded RNA binding
Source: RefSeq, a predicted model, not a curated record
AUGAAAGCGGAGGGGUUCCCGCGUCCCCACAAGUUUAUGGGGCCCCUGGAGAAGAGCCCCCCGGUGCUCUGCCCCCAUCGUGGGGUCCGUGGGCUCCUCCUGUGCCUGCCGGCCACGGGGCACGCCCGACCCCACGGUGUGGUUCGAGAGCAGGCCCGGUUAAGAGCCGGUGUGGUUGAGGAGGACACCGAGGAGUGGCAGAAAGACUCACAUUUUACAGGACUGGAGAGAGUGGGAGGUGUGGACUUAUCUUACAUCAAAGGAGAUGACACCAGCGCCUGCGCUUCCCUGGUCGUUCUCAGCUACCCGGCUCUUGAGGUGCUGUACGAGGAUUGCCGGAUGGUGGCUGUGAGCGCCCAGUACGUGGCAGGAUUCUUAGCCUUCCGAGAGGUCCCUUUCCUGGUGGAAGCUGUUCGGAGACUUCAGCAGGAGGAGCCCAAGCUCACACCUCAGGUACUUCUUGUAGAUGGGAAUGGCCUGCUCCAUCCCAGAGGAUUUGGUGUGGCCUGUCACCUCGGAGUCCUGACGGAUCUACCAUGCAUUGGAGUGGCCAAGAACCUCCUGCAGGUGGAUGGCUUGGUCAGGGAUGAGCUGCACAGAGAGCAGAUUCGUUCCCUGCAGAGGGAAGGAGAUACGUUCCCACUAACAGGCACUUCGGGGCGAGUCCUGGGCAUGGUCCUGCGUAGCUACAACAACAGCUCUAAGCCGCUUUAUAUCUCUGUGGGUCACAGGGUGUGCCUGGAGACAGCCGUGCGUCUAGUCAAGUCCUGCUGCAGGUACCGGAUCCCAGAGCCCAUCCGUCAGGCUGAUAUUAGAUCGAGGGAGUAUAUUCGGAAGCAGCUGUGUUCACCACUGGAGGUCAUAUCUUCUGGGCCAGAGAGCAGGAAAAAGGAGGCUGAACUGGAUGAUUAGUCUGAUGCCAGAAGAAACUGCAGGGCUCCUCUUCACUGGAUCCUCUCCUCCACCAAGACUAUGGUUCUGUUGAGUGCAGCAGCUGAGUGCC